Molecule: messenger RNA, 768 nt
Organism: Entamoeba dispar SAW760
Lineage: Eukaryota; Evosea; Mastigamoebida; Endamoebidae
Exons: 2
Coding region: 1-768 (255 amino acids)
Source: RefSeq, a predicted model, not a curated record
AUGGAUUGGAUAGGAUAUUAUAUUCUUGGAGUCACUACUGCUAUUAUUGUUGUCUUCUUAAUGAUUGUGACAUUCCUUACAUGGCUCUUCAUAUCUCGUUGUUGGAAGAAUAAAUACACAGAAAGUGAAAUACCAAAUGAUCCUUUUGCUGAAGUAAAUUACACAGCAGUUCAAGAAGAUGAUGAUUUGCCAUUAAAUGGUAAUGUUUUUAAAAUUAAAGAAAAUCUUUUUAAAAAAACAAACAUAGUAGAAAUGUCAUUGAUAGACAAAAUGAACAGUGAUGAAUAUGAAAUGGUAUUGAUCACCUACCCACGCUCAUAUGAUAUAUCAAAAAUUAAACAAUUAACUUAUAACUCUAAAGGUAAAAAAAAUACUGUAGUUCCUAUGGAAAAGACUUCAUACCAAAAUGUUAUUCCAUUGGUUAAUAAUAAGAAAAAGAUGUCAGUUUCAAAACCAUUUGUUGAUGGAUUUGAAGUUAUUAUUCCUGGAGAAAAUGAAGAGCCAGAAAAAGAAGAAGACAUUGAUUUCUUUCAUUCAACAAAAGAGCCCAAAUAUCAUUUUGUUGAUUGGCGUAAUAUCACUGUUCAAAGUAAACCAGAAUGGCUAACCCUAUGUAAAAAAUCUGAGCCAAGUCUUACUAAACAAAAAGAAGUUAAACAAAAGAAAUUAUCUAAAACAGAACCUAAGAAGGAAUCAUUGAGUGAAAAAAUUAAACGUAGGAAUACAAAAAUAUCAUCAUCUUCUUCGUCUUCUUCUGACUCAGAAUAA